CUGGAAACCGUGAACAAUGUUAAGCAUAUUCAAGCCCACAAGGCUCACUGGACUUUUGAAGCCAAUUUCCAGAAGUCUCAGCAUCAUACAGCCAAUAUGGACACAAAAGCUGAGGCUUUAUUCUACCGCUAACCCUGAGUUAUCGGAAAAGUUGAUCAAGCAGUUGCCAAAGAGAAACACUACCAAACAUGUAUUAUCCAGGAAGACGUUUUUAGUAGACUACUACAAAUACUUAAACGACACAAAUAACAUCAUAUUAUAUGUCCACCACAACAACUUAACCAAAAACGAAAACAAAAAGAUCAGAAGCGAUUUGACCAAAGUGGGUGCCAAAUUGAAUGUGAUCAGAAAUGGUAUCUACAAAGUGUAUCUCAGAUCUGAGCACGAAGAAGACCCAGCCGAUAAAGAAACCUCCAUCAGAAACAAAGAUUUGAUUCAUCCUUUAGACCCCUUAUUAAAUGGGCCUACAGCCAUCGUCACAAUUCCAUCCACGGAUCCUCCAACGGUUGCCCAGGUGUUAAAAAUCAUGAAAAGUGUACAAGAAAAGUUGAUUUUGGUGGGGGCCAAGGUGGAAAAGGACACCUUCGACAUCGACCAGGUAGAUAAAUUCAAAGACUUACCUACUAAGGAUCAAUUACAGGGUCAAUUAGCUGGGUUAUUAACUGUGUUAAGUGGAGCUGGGUUGGUACAAACCUUAUCCAGUACUCAAACUACCUUGUACUUGAGUUUGCAACAAAGUGUCAAGGAUAGGAGCAAUGGAGAUGAAUCGUAAGAGACGUCCUUCGAGUUUCUUCCUCUGUAAAUAGUCCAUACAUAGAGAAUUCGAUAUCAUUCGUAU
Messenger RNA from Yamadazyma tenuis ATCC 10573, 838 nucleotides. Lineage: Eukaryota; Fungi; Ascomycota; Pichiomycetes; Serinales; Debaryomycetaceae. The record is from RefSeq and is a predicted model, not a curated record.